UGUCAGUGCCGUCAGGAAUCUGACGCUGGCUGCGACGAGGCAGCGGAGUAGCAGUAGCAUCAACCAAGUGCCUUACCCCACCCCAGCCCCAUCAGCCGUUAGACCGUUAAGUCGUAGAGCGCUCUACGUGACGUAAGACUAUUUAUAGCGUUACGUAUUGGGGUGUUGAAAACCUUUGCAGUAAGAUCGGUUCUUCACUCUUUUGGGGGUCAGAAUCGACUGCGACUGCGACUGCGACUUCGUCUUCGACUUCGGCUUUCUGUCACUGCCGCUGCCGUAACGUGCCGCCGCUGCCUGCCUUUGUGCUUUUGGCUUUGCUUUUGCGAAUGCGUUUACAUGGCGGCCCGGCCAAAAGCGAAUCGGGCCGGCGCUCAUUCAAUUCAUGGCGAUUCAUUCAAUGGUCAGCUGCGUGACUGUGUGGCAGCGACGGCUCGGCGGCUCCAAUACACAAUCUCUCUAUCUCUCUUCCGACACGGACCCAAACCCAAAACCGGACGGGGACCCCUCGCUACGGUCGUAAAGUGUGCGGAUUCCGGCUAAACGAAAUGUGUGUUGUUUGCGAGAACGAGAACUGGCUGUGAAACGAUAGCGAAUAUCGAAAGGAUAUUUUCGAAUACAGUUAUAAUAAUAACUGGAAAUGUUUUGAAUACGGUCAACAUGCAAUCCAAAAUUUAGCUCAUACUUCAAACAAUUUCAAGAAUUAAUAAACUUGAUCAAAAUAUUAUAAAACUGCAAUCAAAACCACCAAAGCUUUCAAAACAAAUCGGUCAAAAUCAAAAAACUUCAAUAAAACGCUAGCAAAUAUCAAAAAUAAAAACAAAACUGUAUAUACUAUUGAAAUCCGUAAAGAACCGGAAUAUCGAAAUACUGCAAAGGGAAAACGCGGCUUGAAAAUGCUUCUGAGCAAUCAGCCGGCAAAUACAAAGCCUCCACAGACGCCGCCUCCGACGUCGUCGUCGCAGAACUUCAAGUCCAAGCUUCAGCAACAAAUUGCCACAGCGGCUGUGGCAGCAGCCGCAGCGGCAGCCACCACAAACCUCGCCAACGGCAGCAGCGCCACUCAUCAUCAUCAUCAUCAUCCGCUGAACCACCAUCAUCAUCCGCAUCAGCACAACAUUUCCUUUGCCACGGAUUUCUCAAUUGCCGCGAUUAUGGCGCGCGGCGGAAACGCCCCGAGCAGCCGCGAGCCAUCCGAAAGGAGUCUGAGUCCAUUGUCUGUGGAACAGUAUUCGGGCCAGGAUGUGGACGAUGAUGUUGACGUUGAUGUGGUAGACUGCAGUGACUCUGAAUCGCCGACGGCGUUGGCUGCAACAGCAGCGGCGGCGGCAGCAGCAGCAGUUCAGGCCCAGCAACAAGCGCGUCAGGCAUUGCGUGUUGCACAGCAACAACAGCAACAGCAGCAGCAACAACAGCAACAGCAACAACAACGGCAGCAGACACAUCACCAUGCAACAGCAAACAAGCAACAACGCCAACAUCACAAUCAUCAUCACAACAACAACAAUAACAACAGCAAUCACAGCAAAUCAAGCAGCCAUCGAGGGCGUGCCACAACCACCACACCAAAUGCUGCCGCAGCUGGAGCUGUAGCUGGAGCUGGAUCUAGUGGUGGUGGCACGGCCACGCCCUCGCCUCCACCGCCAGCCCAGAGUCCUCCCGAAGACGAACGCCUGUCGCCAGAGGAGCCCGCGCAGGUAACCAAACGCAACAAACAGCCCACGCCGAAGAUACUCGGCUCGUGCAACUGCGACGAUCUCACGCCAAUCCAGUGCCACCUGGAGACCAAGGAGCUCUGGGAUAAGUUCCAUGAAUUGGGCACUGAAAUGAUCAUUACCAAAUCGGGCAGGCGCAUGUUCCCCACGGUGCGUGUGAGCUUCUCGGGUCCACUGCGGCAGAUCCAGCCCCCGGAUCGGUACGCCGUCCUGCUGGACAUUGUGCCCCUGGACUCGCGGCGCUAUCGCUAUGCCUAUCAUCGCAGCUCCUGGCUGGUGGCGGGCAAGGCGGAUCCACCGCCGCCGGCCCGCAUCUACUGCCAUCCGGAUUGCCCCAUCAGCCCGGAGGCGUUGCGCAAACAGGUCGUCUCCUUCGAGAAGGUGAAGUUGACAAAUAACGAAAUGGAUAAGAGCGGACAGGUCGUGUUGAACUCAAUGCAUCGCUAUCAGCCACGGAUCCACUUGGUACGGAUGAGCCACGGCCAGAGCAUACCCGGCAAUCCCAAGGAGCUGCAGGAUAUGGAUCAUAAAACCUUCGUUUUCCCGGAGACCGUGUUCACGGCCGUGACGGCCUAUCAGAAUCAAUUGAUUACGAAACUGAAAAUCGAUUCGAAUCCGUUUGCAAAAGGAUUUCGCGAUUCGUCGCGUCUCACUGACUUUGAUAGAGAUCCAAUGGAUGCGUUUUUCUUCGACCAGCACAUGCGAGCCGCACCGCUGCGCUUCUUUCCGGAUCCGCUGAUGUCGCAGCUAACCCCCCAAGAGGCGGACGCCGCCUCGCUGGCCCUCCUAGAGAAGGCCCGCCAGCACCUGCAGAUGUUUGGCCGCUCGCCUUACACCGAGAUGCUGCUGCCCCAUCUGUACCAGCGGCAGGCUCCGCCACCACAGGCCUCGCACCUUAGCGCCUUCCAGCUGGGGAUGUGGCAGCAGCAGUGGCCCCAGCUGACGGCCGGGUUCCUGGCCAGUGCCAAUCAACAGGCGGCCUUUGCAGCAGCCGCCGCGGCAGCAGCGGGCGCCAAUCGCACCCCGCCCCCAUCUGCUGCAACGGCAGCACCGCCUGCCCCGGCCACACCCACAUCCUCGUGCGGCUCGGCGUCGCCGGAUCUGCGGGCGAGGCCGCAGAUGAGUCACUAUCCGCAACGCUUCAGUCCGUAUCAGGUGCCGCAGCAUCAGGCCUCGCCACCAGCCUCCACAAGAGCGGAGAGUCCUUAAGAGUGUCCCACCCGAAAACCAAACCAGCAAAAUUCCUUGAAAAAUCUAUCUAUGAAAUGUAUGUGCAAUGUUGUUGAAAACCUUUUGUAAAUAACCCAAAAACCUGUUGCUGCAACAUCCAAAGAGAACGCAAGAGAGACAGACAGACAGAUAGAGAGAGAGAGAGAGUGAACGAUGUUGCAUGUGAUGCUGAAGAGAGAGAGAUCGUCGUGAACCAUAGACCGUUCGUUGAAAAUGUGACCAGCGUUGAAUGUGAGUCAAGGACAGCGGAAACGGAAGCGGAAACGGUUUCACUGUAUUGUAAUUUUCUGUAGAAUUAUAACAGUAUUAGUUAAUUUAAUUACGCGUAGGCCUAGCAUCGUGUCCCAUCCCCCCGUAUCUGUAUCUGUGUCUGUGUCUGAAUCUGAAUCUGUGUAUUGUAAUUUAAUUUAUCCACUUUCGUUGCUGUUGUCCAUGUGUUCCUAUAACCGCAAUUAUUGUGAAAAUUCCACGCUGAAUUAAAUCCUUUAGACACUCCCCCCACCCCACCCCACUCCCCCAAUGAAGUACUAUAAACACUUAUUUAAAUGAUGUGCAAAGAGAGAGAAACUGAAUAAACAAUUUAUAACACAAA
This is a messenger RNA of Drosophila miranda, 3534 nucleotides long. It is a transcript of the gene H15, whose product is annotated as T-box protein H15. Lineage: Eukaryota; Metazoa; Arthropoda; Insecta; Diptera; Drosophilidae. Gene Ontology annotation, cellular component: nucleus. The transcript has 7 exons. Bases 894 to 2921 code for a protein of 675 amino acids. The record is from RefSeq and is a predicted model, not a curated record. Gene Ontology annotation, molecular function: RNA polymerase II cis-regulatory region sequence-specific DNA binding; DNA-binding transcription factor activity, RNA polymerase II-specific. Gene Ontology annotation, biological process: positive regulation of DNA-templated transcription; cell fate specification; heart development.